Molecule: messenger RNA, 1670 nt
Organism: Stomoxys calcitrans (stable fly)
Lineage: Eukaryota; Metazoa; Arthropoda; Insecta; Diptera; Muscidae
Gene: Mip
Product: allatostatins MIP
Exons: 3
Coding region: 129-794 (221 amino acids)
Source: RefSeq, a predicted model, not a curated record
CAAUUGCGGUAUAAAUAAAUGAUGCCGCAACCGUUGGAAAUCAUUUACAGUCAAUCAACAGGUUAAUUCACAUCGUCCGACUAAAGUAGCUGACAACAGAGCGCAUCACAAAAGUCAUACUGAGCAAAAUGGCUGCUUUUUUUAAUCCCACGACACAUUAUCUCAAACAUCACUUUCUGCGAAUUCAGGUGAUAGUUGGUUUCUUCGUUUUCAGCAAUGUUAUGGCCACAGUGCUUGCAAAUGCUGUAACACCUGAAAUACCCACAGUAAGUGACAAUGAAAGCGAAUUUGGGGAUAUGAUGAGCAUGGAAAGUGGCGCCGAUGAGAAACGCAGUGGUUGGCAAUCUUUGCAGGGUUCAUGGGGCAAACGCUCCAACCAAGACUUUGAUGCCAACGAGAUGGAUACGGAACAUAUUCUGCCUGUGCUUGUUACAGGCAUGGAUCCAAGAUCCAAAUUACAGUUGGCUUAUCUAACAAAUGCAGCCACAUUGGAACAUCUGGCCAAUACCCAAGAUAUUGGUCUCAACUCCGUGGAAACCAACGAUCUAGACGACAGUAUUUUGAAUGAAAAGCGGGCUUGGAAAAAUCUCAAUGUGGCCUGGGGCAAACGGCGUAACGGUCCCACCUGGAACAAAUUCAGAGAUCUUUUCGCUUCUCAACCAGGUGCAUGGGGCAAGCGUGAACCAAACUGGAAUAACUUGAAGGGCAUGUGGGGUAAGCGGGCCAGCAAGGAUUGGCAAAAACUGCAUGGCGGUUGGGGCAAACGUUCCCAGCAAUACUCUGACUUGAAUUAAAGGGCUUAAGCAUAUAUUCCAAGAAAAUUUCAACUACUCCCCAAGCCAAUGAUGACGACCGAUUUAAACAUGAUCAAUUACCUAAUUAAUUAAUUAUACUAACUUAAUAUGUAUUUAAUAAUACAAUUUUCCUAUGUCUAGUAAGUUAUGGAUAAGUACGAGUACAUAUGUAGUUGUGUAAAAUAAAUUACCUACCACUAAUUAUCGAAAACCAAGAGACAAAAAAACAAAAGCUAUAAUCAAAAAAAAAAAAAAUAUUGCAUGAAAGCCUUAUAACACAGUUUUUAUUUUUAGAAGUAUUUAGAUUUAAUCAGUCACCUACUCCACUUCCGAUUUGUUUUCUACGCUAAGACCUGUUGUCCUGUUGUCCAGGUUGUGGUAACAUAUCCUUAGAACCCUCAAAAAGCCAUCUCCAAUCCAUAGACAUGAAUGUUCAUAGUUUAACCAUUAACCAAUCACAACAGAUCGUCUAUUUUGUUGGUAUUUUUGUUGUAUGUAUUAUAGGGGAAACUUCUGAUGAUUAUUUCAUAAUUAAUUAAUAAAAAAAAAUAUAUACAUACUUACACAACCAAAUGUUUUAAAGCGACAAAUACAGAUGAAGUGAAACAAAUAUUUUAUCAUUUAUUUAUUAUAAUUCUAAUAAAUUUUUAAAUAAAUAUUUGCACGUACACAUGCAUGUGACUGUGUGUAUGAGUAAAGUAGAUUACGCCACAAUUAUUUGUAACGUUAGACUCGACACCCAUGAAUGUUGGAACCUUCUAGGUGAACCACCUAACUGAAACGUAUUUGAAUGAUUGCAUGCAGGGAUUUCGUUAAUGUCCGUGUGUAUGUGAAAACAUCAAUAAAAAAUAUGCAUUUUUGAUCAAACAAUUUAAA